AUGCAGCAACAAAAGGAGCUCAACACCGCCGCCAGGGCGGGGAACCAAUCAGUAACCGGUCAGAAGCCCCGUCUGAAAGAUAGGAAAGUGAAGGAUCUAACCGCGAACAAGAGGAGACUUGUGGAGGUACCGUACACGGCAACUUUAGGCCACACGAUGAACGCCUUGUUGGCAAACAAAGUGGUGGCGGUGCCAGUGGCUGCGCCUCCGGGGCACUGGAUAGGUGCAGGUGGGUCCAUGAUCAUGGAAUCUGAUAAACACACUGGCGCCGUUCGGAAACACUACAUAGGUAUGGUCAACAUGUUUGACAUAUUGGCACACAUUGCUGGAGAUGAUCGGAUGAACGGUGGAGAUGAUAGUGAUGCGUUUAAUCUCGACGAAAAGAUGUCCGUACCCGUGUCGAACAUUAUAGGACACUGCCUCGAAGACCUUAGUCUAUGGACUCUAAACCCCAACACAAGUGUACUGGACUGCAUGGAAUUGUUGAGCAAAGGAGUCCACCGUGCCUUAGUCCCGGUGGACAGUCAAAUGGAGAACGUCUCAGGAGUGGAGCUGGUGGAGUCGGCGUCGAGCUAUCGGAUGCUUACACAGAUGGACUUGUUGAUGUUCGUGAAGGAGCAACAAGCGGACGAACUUCAAGGCAUCAUGUCACGCAGUGUUGGGGAAUUAGGAGCUGUGAAUGAAACUGUAUUCGCAAUAACAGAUCGUACCAAAGUUAUCGAAGCCAUCAAGAACAUGAGAGCUGCUAUGUUGAAUGCUGUCCCAAUAGUCCAAUCCACACACACCAUUCAUGAAGAUCACAGCCAGCUUGUUGAAGGCGGAGGGAGGAAGGUGGUGGGGACAUUUUCGGCAACAGACCUGAGGGGAUGCCAUUUGGCUUCACUAAAGACGUGGUUGCGACUUACAGCUCUGCACUUCACUGAGGAGAUAUUGACGAGUCCUUUGUUUUCAUCUUCAGGGGUAGGAUCGUCCAGGGAACUUGUGACUUGCCACGUUGAUUCUCCACUCGGGGAAGUUAUUGACAAGGCUGUAUCUCAACAUGUUCACCGAGUUUGGGUGGUGGACCGAAUGGGCCUGCUUGUUGGGCUGGUCUCUCUUACGGACAUGAUCAGAGUAUUAAGGGCCAGUAUACUUUCUGAGCCCAAUGCUUGUUUGGUGGAGCUUAUAAGCUUAAACGGACCCAUCACAUACAAAGAUAUCGAUGGUAUGUUUGGUGGAGGUUAUAUGUUAGCUUAUAAGCUUUACUCCCAUACCCAACCAAACGUCUAA
Messenger RNA from Tripterygium wilfordii, 1269 nucleotides. Its product is annotated as SNF1-related protein kinase regulatory subunit gamma-like PV42a. The coding region runs from base 1 to 1269 and encodes 422 amino acids. NCBI's taxonomy places the organism in Eukaryota, Viridiplantae, Streptophyta, Magnoliopsida, Celastrales, Celastraceae. The transcript is spliced from 4 exons. The record is from RefSeq and is a predicted model, not a curated record.